This is a messenger RNA of Rhagoletis zephyria (snowberry fruit fly), 1208 nucleotides long. Its product is annotated as UNC93-like protein. Gene Ontology annotation, biological process: regulation of muscle contraction; regulation of potassium ion transport. Lineage: Eukaryota; Metazoa; Arthropoda; Insecta; Diptera; Tephritidae. Gene Ontology annotation, molecular function: potassium channel regulator activity. The record is from RefSeq and is a predicted model, not a curated record. Gene Ontology annotation, cellular component: plasma membrane; striated muscle dense body.
AUUAAAAUACAUAAUUUCCCACAUAUCAGAUGGUUUGGCUGCCAUCUCACAAUGACAUUGGCUUUCUUCGCCUAUAUGCCGUUUAUGGCAGCGCAGUUCUAUCCACGCUUCGAGACACUUAUACCAGCAGGUUUGAUGGUCGGCUUUGGAGGCGGUCCACUGUGGUGUGCAAAAUGCACCUACCUCUCCACAGUUGCGGAAGCACUGACUCAGGUACGUGGCAAUGAGUCGCGCAAGGAUGUGAAUACAGUGAAAUUCUUUGGCCUUUUCUUCAUUUUCUAUCAAAUGGCGCAAGUGUGGGGCAACUUGAUAUCUUCUUCAGUAUUAUCCUUUACCUCCUCGGCCGGCUCAGAGGUAAAUUCUACGCUCGAUGCUCUCGUCACACCACCGCCCAUAGAAAGUCGCGUGGGUGAACUGUGUGGCGCCCGUUUCUGUCCUGGGAUUAGCGCUGAAGUUAAUCCGAAUUUAAUGCCCCCCGAGCCGGCGAAAAUCCAGCUGCUCACCUCAAUUUUCCUGAUUUGCAUGGCCGCAGCAGUGGCGCUAAUGCUCUUCGGCGUGAACUCCCUGAAACGCUACGGCGUACAUCGCACCGACUCCGGCGAUGGCAUGUCCGGCUUGCGCCUGCUUACCGUGACCAUUAAUAUGCUGCGCAAGCGUCGCCAAUUGCUAAUUCUGCCUAUUACAAUGUUCAUUGGAUUGGAGGAAGCCUUUCUGGCUGUGGAUUAUACGCGCUCGUUUGUCGCCUGCGGCUGGGGUAUUUCGAAAAUUGGUUUUGCCAUGAUUUGCUUCGGCGUGGCAAAUGCUAUCGCUGCCGGCAUUGCAGGCGCUCUUGUUGAGCGAUUGGGCCGCAUCACUUUGUUCGCCGCCUGUGCUCUCUUAAAUGCUUCGCUUUUCAUUUACAUGUUCUUGUAUGAGGCGCGCGAGGGCGAUUAUGUGAAGUACUGCGCAUUUGCAGCAAUUUGGGGUAUUUGCGAUGGUGUGUGGUUGGUGGUGGUGAAUGCUUUUUAUGGCAUUCUAUUUCCCAACCAUCUCAUCGCCGGCUACAGCAACUUCCGUUUGUGGGAAUCAACUGGUUCGGUUAUUGGUUAUAUAAUCAGUUCACAGUUGUGCACAGGGACGAAAUUGGUAAUACUGCUGUGUGUGUUGGGCGUCGGAAGCGCAGGGUAAGUUCCUCGAAAGUGCGAAAAUUGUUGAAAAAGCUGGCGCUU